CGCUGAAACGAUUGAAAUCCCGCUAAAGUUCGCAAGGUUUUUCAGAACGAUAGACACGAUAACUUCUCCAUGUAAUAGUCUGGUUAAUAAAUUUUCACUUUUUAUUGAAUUUUCAAAUAACUCUCUUACGAUGGGAGAAAAGGAUAGUGCUCAGAUAAUCGGAAUUCCUGAUGCUCUCUGUAGCAAAGCAGGCAUUGCAGCAAAUUGGCGAGCCGGAAAUCAACUGGGUGUUUUUCCACAUAGACAAAUUAAUACACAUACCAAUGACAAAAAGAGUGAUUUCUACCCGUGUGAAGCGAGAAUCCACCUUCUCCGCCAAGAAAUCAUUCUGUUUCACCCCACACUCAGAAAGCUAGUGAAUGAAAGUAAUGGAGUAUUCGUCUCGAUAAGGAACCUGAAGAAGACUAAGGCAAACGAAGCUAGGUCCGAAUUAGUGAAAUAUAGCAAGCAGUACAGAUCGAUCCUUCGAGCAUGUGUCGAAAGUUUGCAGGAGACUGCCACCAAGGCAAUGGCAGACAAGAAAAACCUUCUGGAAGAUUUUCUCACUAUUUUUUACAACGUCGAGUGUGUGUGGCACCUGACAGAGAUAUUAUACAUCGAUACAAUUCCAGGAGACGUUAUUCUCCCUCAACUGAUGGAAUGGGUGCGUUUUCACUUUCCCUCUCGUGAGCUAACGGCUACGAAGAUUCUCGCUAAAAAGACAAUCGGCGCCGAGUUGGAGUCCCAAAACUAUUGGGAAUCAGUAUUUGCCUGUGCCCUCCAUGGGAAAUUAGACAUAGUGCGUGCCCUUCUCCUGUACCACAGUUCUGCCGACAAUCGAGGUUUCGUAGCAGCCGAAAACAUUCUCCGAACAAUGCCUGUCUACAACGUCUACGGUGGAUACUCUGUAAACGAAUUUACAAUGCGCUGGAAGUACUGGCAACUAGAUCUAUCCUCCAACAUCGAGUGUAGGACAUUUUCAGUAGACGCUAACUUGGAAAAAUUAAUGACACUCGUUGUUGGUGAUGAAAACAUUCUCUGGGAGUUGACUAAAUAUACGGACGCCUGGUAUGAACUUUUAGCUGCUAAAUUAUUCUACUCCUCGCCCUGCUGUAAGCAGCCAGAACUAUCAAGACAUGCCAACAAUAUUGCCGAGAAAUGGUAUGCAAGGAGAAAUCUCGAUAACGUUAUUUUAGCUCUGAUGGAGAGUGAUCUACAUCAGGUGAUCAAGCAGAUUCAGUACAUGAAUGAUAACGGAUGGUUUGCAGCUCAUCUGACUGAUCUAUUAUACAACAGUGAGAAGCUCAAUAUCAUCGAUAAAGAUCAGUCAAAUGUUACCGAUAAACUUCACGAAUCCCUGAUACUGGAUUAUGGAAGUACAUUGAUGGAGAAUUCAUCGUUGUGGCAGUGUGGAGCCAGUUAUUUGGCACAUUGUCCCACCCAGGGAUUGGCAAGACUGGAGACACUUCUCCUGAGCAUUCCCUUAACCAACGAGGCCAAAGUCCUGAAAAUUAUCAAUGUGGCGCAGGAAAAUGGAUUGGGUAAUGUCGUGGCGAGUGUCUCGAAGAUUCAGGGAAUGAAGUCAAUCAGACAAGGAAGACCGGGAAACGCCUUGGUUUGGGCUCUCAAGGCUCAGGAUGGGCCCUUUGCUACGUAUAUUGCUGAUCAAUUUCUCAAGAAAUAUACAGCGAAGGGGGAACUGGAGUGCAGAGAUCUGCUGGAGAAUUUGGGAAGGUAUAUGCUGACUAGUGAUAGACUGACGUUUUUGGGGAAGUACUGCGAGUUUCAUCAGAUGUACGAAAUUGGGGAGUUUAAAGAAGCUGCCAGGCUACUUGUUUCACUGAUUGUGUCCAAUUUGACGCCUAAAUACUUCUGGCCGAUUCUUCUAUCCGAUGCUAUACCUCUAUUGGAAUCUGAGGACGUGAUGCUGUCUAGUGAAGAUACAUUUACACUAAUGAGGUGUGUAGAAGAGCACGGAGGUUCGUCUGAAUUCCAGGAUAAACUUGAAAUAUUCAGGUUAGCUGUGGCAAGGAACCUAUCUCGAGCCCUAAUUGUUGAGGAUUGCCAAAUCGAUUGAUCAAUGAUAAUUUUUACCCAAUGUUAUUGUAAAAUAAAGUGUACCCAUUUUUUUAGAAAUAAUUUUUCAAAUAAAUGAGUCGAUGUGAUCCAGAAGUAUCACAUUUUUUCUGAAUUAUCAAUGACUAUGUGUCGGAAAGAGAUGGAGAACCGAAUGAAUAAUGACUAUGAAGAAACAUUUAUGCACGUGCAUUGAGAAGUAAAUGAUGUCGUGAGUGUAUUGCCAAUGUGUCUAGUCGGUUUUCCGGAUAAUGACCACUGACGUCACAGGAUGUUCCACAGUGCGUGGUGCGAAAGUUGCAGUUGUAAUUUCUAUUGAAACUCUAUAAUGAAACGAAGUAGAAAUUUUCGAGUGAAGAUAAUUAAUGAUUACUUCAAGAAUUUGUGAGAACAGUUGGACAUAAUGGGAUAGAACAGUCUAUUGAAUUUCUAGUGAAAGCUUUAUGAAUUUCCGAGAGAUUCUUUUGAACGUAUUCCAAAAAUAUUCACCAAAAAACCCUGAAUAGGAUUAGAUUCAUUUGGUUUCACCAAUAAUACCAAUAAAACCCCCUGAAUUCUCCAAAUGUUUUCCCUCUCUUAUCGUCUACAUGACCUCUGUAAUAUUGCCUCCAAAAAUACCCUCAAAUCACUUAAUCCCUCAAGGAAUUCGAUGUUCCUGUUUAUCAAACAACGACAAGAGUGCUAUCAAUAUUAAUUCCGAUCUCUCCCCCGCAUAAUUCAAACAAACACCAGACGACUUAUCAAUAAAAGCACCAGCGGGUGGCAAUCAAUCCAACGAUGGUAAACGCGAUUGCGUCGUGUUAAGACGAUGUAUCAAUUGGUCAAUAUCCCAGGGACCUCAAGCCGAUUUGUAAUCGAUGUCGUUCUUGCUCCCUUGAAUGAACAAGUACAUUGGUAAAUUGAACGACGGGCAUCCGCCUCACACCUGCAUUUCUUUCUGCACACACCUGGUGUGUGAAUCAAUCCCAUCCCCCCUUGUACGGGACAUGAAUCCAUUAUUGAGUAUCCUCUUCAAAAUGAAUUUCAUGAAUAGCCGGAAGUAAAAACGACACGUAGCAUG
Diachasmimorpha longicaudata is the source of this 3115-nucleotide messenger RNA. It is a transcript of the gene Nup75, whose product is annotated as nuclear pore complex protein Nup85. Gene Ontology annotation, cellular component: nuclear pore outer ring. The record is from RefSeq and is a predicted model, not a curated record. Gene Ontology annotation, molecular function: structural constituent of nuclear pore. The transcript is spliced from 4 exons. The coding region runs from base 131 to 2056 and encodes 641 amino acids. Lineage: Eukaryota; Metazoa; Arthropoda; Insecta; Hymenoptera; Braconidae. Gene Ontology annotation, biological process: positive regulation of DNA-templated transcription; protein import into nucleus; mRNA export from nucleus.